This is a messenger RNA of Anneissia japonica, 956 nucleotides long. RefSeq names its product methylated-DNA--protein-cysteine methyltransferase-like. Gene Ontology annotation, cellular component: nucleus. NCBI's taxonomy places the organism in Eukaryota, Metazoa, Echinodermata, Crinoidea, Comatulida, Comatulidae. Bases 315 to 848 code for a protein of 177 amino acids. The record is from RefSeq and is a predicted model, not a curated record. The transcript is spliced from 4 exons. Gene Ontology annotation, molecular function: methylated-DNA-[protein]-cysteine S-methyltransferase activity. Gene Ontology annotation, biological process: DNA repair.
GGGGGGAAUAAUAAGUUCGCACAUGAUGACAUGUGUAGUGUUGUUGUAGACCUACACGUACGUACAGACUUCCAUCUGUCUACUAGCUAGGCGUGUGUUCUUUGGUACAGACGAGUUGUCAAAUAGUUAUUAAUUAACGCCUGUUGUAAACGGUUAGUUACCUCCAAAACAGCAUCAGUAUAUAUACAGUCGGUAGGCCUAGGUGAGUAGCAUCCGACGUCGCCCACUCCUCUAUCUACAACACACAUUGAGACGGGAUUAGAGUGGCACCAGCAGUGUAGUAGUCUAGUAUUCCAACAGUGUCCAAAUCUAUCAUGGCGACAUGCAAGUUAGCUGUUACGACUCUUGGUACGCCAAUUGGCCGGGUGUUGAUAAAAGCCUGCAGUGCUGGGGUCCAUGAGAUCAACCUCACAGAAACCACAGAACUCAACAACAACAACUCAGUUGUGAUGAUUAUUGAUGGAAAAAAUGAUUCUAACGAUGUGAUGGCAGCAACUGUUAAUUGGCUCAAGACUUACUUCACAGAUCUUCCUAAAGCUAGGAAAAUGUCACUCCCAGCAUUACAUCUUCCAGACAAAAAUCCAGAUUCCUUUCACUAUAAAGUGUGGAUGACACUUCAAAAUGAUGUUCCCUGUGGUGAAACAGUCACUUACGGCAAGCUAGCUGAACUCUCUGGUAAUGCCAAGGCUAGCAGAGCAGUGGGCGGAGCUAUGCGGACAAAUCCGACCCCUUUGAUAGUGCCAUGUCACCGUGUGACGAAAAGCGAUGGUACCUUAGGCAAAUACAUGUCUGGGAAGGGGGAUGUUAUCAAACGCUGGCUUCUUGAACAUGAAGGGGCUCAGGUCUAGUAAAGAUAGCAUGUAGCUGUUUUUGUAAUAAAGCUAAAAAAAAAAAAAAAAUUUGUUAAUUGCUUACAUGGUACUGUCUAAUUUACCAUAUUAAACAUGUAAAGAAAA